AUGUUUCGAUUAUUGCUUUCAUUAACUUUGACUGCAGGGAAAUUAUAUAAUAUAAAUGUGAACAUCAAACACGGAAAUGUCGUUUUCUGCUUCUGCCAAGGAUCUGUGGCAGCUUUGGUUAUAGACAGGUAUAUACGCCUGAUCGAUAACUCUGCUAAUUUCAGCCGGCUUAAAGAUCUUCUGUUGAUCUUCCAAGAUGGCCCC
Messenger RNA from Candidula unifasciata, 204 nucleotides. The record is from the annotation of a GenBank genome assembly. Lineage: Eukaryota; Metazoa; Mollusca; Gastropoda; Stylommatophora; Geomitridae.